UUUCUCAGAGACCUUGCCAGCUUGCAGCAAAUGUUAGCAGCUUCAAAUUGAGGAAACUGUGGCUGGACAGGCAGUGACACGCUUUGCUACCACAGCCUUGCUACUGCCUGGUGACUGUUGAGCCCGUGUACAGCAGGGUGUCUGGCAGGGGAGAGGAGCUACCUGACUCCUCUAUCCUUUGAGAAUGUUGGGGCCACCAGACCCCUCUGUCCUCACCCUCACCCUGACCUUCCUCCUGCUCUUCAAACAGCACCAGGGCCAAGAAUGCCCAGAUGUUCCUGCCUACAUGAAUGGCCUCUCAGGAAUGCCUCUCAGGUUAUCUCCCCCACUCCUCAACACACAGAGAAAUGUAUACUCUUAUCAGUGGAAGGUGAAGUUGCCCUUCUCUCCAGACUAUUGUGUCAUACUGAAUUGGAAGAACAAACGACUUCAUUCUAAACCUUGCAUUUUGGAUCAUUUCAACAAUAGACUGAAUUAUACAUUUCAGAACAUGGAUCUUCUCAUCACAGCAUCAGAGCCACAGGACAGUGGUCUCUAUGUCCUGGUCAUCACCUUUGAUGAGACUGGGCAUGUUUGUGAAAUCAAGUUCAACGUUUCUGUGUUUGAUCAUGUCAAGAAGCCCCACAUACAGGAGGAGUGGAAGGCCCUGGGAAAAGGAAUAUGCCAAAUGACUCUAUCCUGCCUGGUCAUCAUGGAUGAGCAUGUGAAUUAUACUUGGUACAGAGGGAGCGAGUUGCUCCAGGUGGGGAGGAAUCUCACCUAUGUGGAACAGCGGAGUGAUACUGAUGGCAUGAACACAUAUACCUGCAAUAUCAGCAACCGUGCCAGUUGGGCAAGCCACACCCUGAACAUUACCCAGGGCUGUCCAAGUGCCCACCAGGGAUCCAAAUUUCUUCCCUUUUUGGUGGCCAUCGUGAUUCUGACCAUGCUGUUCCUUGGCACCCUCACCUUCUUCUGCGUGUGGAGGAGGAAGAGGAGGCAGUCGUCAGAGACCAGCCCCAAGGAGUUCCUGACAAUUUAUGAAGAUGUCAAGGACCUGCAAAUCAGAAGAAAUCAAGAACAGGAGCAGGAGCAGAAACCCCCAGAAGGAAGCACCGUCUACUCCAUGAUCCAGGCUCAGACUCCUGCUUCUGCAUCAUCAGAAACUUCAAAUACACUGUAUUCAUUAGUAUAUAAGUCUGGACCCAAGGUGAAGAACCAUAACUCUUCCAUCAGUCACUCUGUCUACGAAGAGGUUGGAAAGAGACCACCUAAAGCCCAGAGCCCCACUCGAUUGAGCCGUGAAGAACUGGAGAGUUUUGAUAUUUAUUCCUAGUUGCUGUAGCUCAUCUCACCUUUCUUGCACAUCAGCCUCUGCUUUGGGAAAUAGCACAGUGGAUGAUGCCACAGGAGUCUACACAGAGCAGUUCCUAGUCUGGAGAAGAUAUGGAAGUUUGUUCAUGGUCUAUAUUUUGUUUUAAAAAUGAUUUCUAAUUGCCAUUACAAGCAUAAGGCUAUUAAGCAAUAUCUCUCAACUUGCAGACAGGACAAAAACAGGUGGAAAUACUGGGUCAUUCACAGAAGACCACAUUCCAAGUAUUUGUAAUCUGUCAAGUAUCAUGUAAAUGGAGUUGGGACUGUCAUUAGCAUGGAGAUUCCCUUUCUCUGGUUUUCUAGCCUGUUACUUGGCUCCCAUCCUCCCAAAUCUGGGAUGACUACAUGUCUUGCCCUGGUCCAUCUCCCAAAGUAAGAAGAGUGAAAGGUGAUGGUGGCUGGGAGGUAGAGGAAGCAGCCCUCUGGCUGUCACUGGCAUGUUCUCCAAAGCCAGGGCCAGAGCUUGAUUCAAAUGCAGAGGGAAAAUUUUCACCCACAUCUCACACCUUACUUCUGGCUAACUGGUCACAAAGGGGUAUGGGCAGCUGUGGGAAUAGACGGUGCAAAGCAAGCCCAUCUCUGGAAAAAACUCAUCGAGGGCGGCGGAUGCUUGGUGCAGCAGUUACAUCACUGUUUGGAAGGCCCCCAUCCAGUAUCAGAGUGCUUGGAUUAAGCCCUGGCUUCUCUGCUUCCCAUCCAACUUCCUGCUAAUGUACUCUCUGGGAGGUAGCAGACGAUGGCUUAAGAGCUUUGGUCCCUACAACCGACAUGGGAGACCUGGAUUGAGCUCCAGGCUCCUGGCUUUGGCAUGGCCUAGCCCUAACUGUUGUAGGCAUUUGGGGAAUGAACCAGCCAAUGGAAGAUUUUCUCUCUGUUUCUCUCUCCCUUUUAAAUAAAAUGAAAAUAAAUAAACAUUUUUAAGAGGAAAGAAAAGUCACCGAGAGUUUAUAAUCACAGGAAGACCAGUUUUACCCUUAGUGUAUGUGUGUGCUGUUUGAUUGACUACAGCACAUUAUGAGAAAGCUACUGUGGUCUGUUCCUGGAAGAGGAGGCUCCUAGGAAGCCAUAGUCUUAAAGUUUGGUGUCCAGAUGAUGCUUCGCAUGAUAUGCACUCAGGCAGCUGAAUACUGACUAUGAGGCAAGAGGACCCGGGCACCAUGCUGGGUUCCCCCAGUCUUCAGAGCACACCUUUCAACAAGACUAUGAAGAGCAGGGCUGAGACUCUGAGCCCAGGAAAGGGAAAAGGAUAAGCUGGACAAUGACUUACUCAGAGACCCCAGCUGCUAAAAAGGCAUCACUGGGAACGGCAGUCAAGACAGGGUUCCAGCUGCAGGUGGGAGAUGCAGUGUCAGUUUGCAGAAGAUGCUUCCAUCUGAGGUUUCAUGUGCAUGGCCAUCUAGAAUUUUACUGCUUCAAGUCUAGAGAAAAUGAAACUAAGAAGCAGAUUAAACCCACAGGGUAUAAAACAAAGGACAGAGUCAUUAUUAGAGGACCUAAGAAAAGUGCUGUCUAAACCAUGAGGAAGUUUUCCCAUUGAGAGGCAAAUAGAAACUGACAGAAGGGGCGUGAUAACAAGCAGGUGGGCUUUAAGGUCUGGCCAGGUAUGAGGUGCAGACCGACCCAUCUAUCUCCUCACAUGGGUUACCAGAGGAGACAUCAUAAGGGAGGUGGCCCUGCAUUCUUAGGCUGGGUUGGCCCUACAUCCUGUAUUCUUCUCCACUUCAUCGUCUGCAAUCUUUUCCAACUAGCCUGCCCACAGAGAGGAAGGCCCACCAAGUUUGAAAAGCUAGCUCAGCCCAGCCCCCAUCAUGGCCCUUACUUGGCUUGUGCUAUAUAAACCCAGCCCAUCACUAAAUUAUUGCUCUCUGCUACGUGUUCACUCUGUGUGCACACUGGUAGUUAGCCACCUUUGUGAAUUUAUUUCCCUUUAAUAAAUUCUAUUUGGCUGUGAAAAGAAAGAGAACAGCUUUGGGAACACAGUGAACAUCACAGGUUUAACCUCAAGGUCAGUCUCAAACUGGCACAAUCUUGAAGUCAGAAUGAGGCAGAUGAUGGCUAAAUUGAACCAUAUAUCUGAACAAGUGCUCAGUGAGCAGAAUCUUUUUGUUUCCAGAUCAAAUUCCUUUUUCUUCCCACCAGUGAUAUCUUCUACUUCCAACAUCUGAGAAACCCUUGGGAACUCCACAGCGAACAUAUUAACAAAUUAAGUAGUCAUGUAGUGUUUCCUUUCCAGUUGAGACUUUUCAGCCCUUCCUUCACCAAAAGAUACAGCACAAGUCCUCAAGAUCAAGGAUGGGGCCUUAAACAUGUAUGAGUCCCUGUGGCUCUCAGUCCAGUUCUGGGCGAACAAAUGGUGCUAAAUAAUUACUUACUGAUUGAUUCUUUGAUCAGAGAGAAAUGCAUAAUUGAAAAUCUUUUAGAGUAUUUUUAAAAACCAUAUCUUGAAAGUAUUACAUGGAAGAUAUUUAGGAGAAGGGUCAAAAACAAUAGUAUGAAUGGAUCUGAUGUCUUAGAAAAGAGAAUAAGGAGGAUGUUAGUGUGGGGUGCAUAGCAGGUAGAUUCUAAGCUAUGAGAAUCUAAGAUCUUCAGUUGAAAUGGCCUGGGGAAUGCUUCCUCAUUUUAUAGAGCUUGGGAAAUAAAGAAUUGUUUUCACAAUCUGAAAUUUUUCUAUGGAGCAAUAGAUUGUGGGUAAGCUCUCUUUCUUCUGAGGAACUGAGGUCUUUCCCCAUAGCAAACCAACCCUUGGAUUAGCCUUAAUUAUGAAAUUAAAGGUUUCCAGAGUUUCAUCAUCAAUCCUUGAGGAGAGGAGUCCACCUCAACACCUCUGGUUUCACAUGAGGUGGAGAUUCCUUAGUGCAGUGGGGAUAGUGCCUCUAGUUCUCCAACACCUCUCUUAUUAGUGGUCCAAGAAUGAGUGUUGGGGGUAAGUGCCUCUAUUCCAAGGGACCCCCAGACUUGAUGAACAUGGAGAGAGCCAUGAGUUGCUGUCCAUAUGCUCCUGAUCCUGUCCCCUGCCCCCAGCUCCUGAUGAUAGCCUUGGAACUGAGAGGAGGAGGACAGUGUAUAGAUCCUAAGGCUCACCUGCGAAUUGAGGAACAUUGGCAUAUACUCUGUGUCCCCUUCAGCCACAGACUCGACAGCUGUGUCAUCUGUGGGGAUGAGACCCUGCUCUGCUUGCCCUUCAGAGGCUGCAUCUUCCUGAGGGAUUAUGUCAUGCACUUCAUCUCUUCCAUCGGCAGCUUCUGCCCGUUGGUCCUCUCAGCCUCUUUGGUUGAGAUGUUGCUGUCUGAGGUGGGUCUAGGAUGCUGCCUGGCAGUCCAGCUUCGCACAUCCUUGGAAGAUCAUGUUAUAUAGCAUGUGGCCAGCCAAGGAUUCUGGAAUACAUAGUUCAGAGUUGAUCAUCCCCACACCUCUAUUACUUUAUUGCAAAGAUUUAACAUGCUCCGACUCCUGCCUGAGAUGAGCCCCAGAGAACUGAAGAAGAGAUUUGUUUUUGUCUUCCCUCUCUCAAGGUGUUUCACUCCGUUCUCCCUUCCUCCUUCCUUUCAAGUAUUCAUUAUUUAUUCAUCCACUUGGUAAACAUUCAACAAGCAUAUGAUGGACUCAGCAACUCCUAAUAAGCAGAACUGGUCCUGUUGGAUAACCUUCACCAAGAGCCAAGACAAGUACUCUUAGGAAACAUGAAGAUGAACCAGACUUGGUUUUCAAGAAGUAGUCUAUCUAGCAAGGAUAGGAAUUGAGGGUUGGAUCUGUAUAUAAAUCAACUAAUGUGGGACCAACUCUAGCAAUUAUGGGAAGUUUGAGGGAAGUGCAGAUGUGAGAGGAGGUGGCCUCUUGUUAGGAAACCAGGGAAGAACUCAGAAAGGUGGAGAAUUGAUGUUGAGCUUGAAGCAAUGGUGGGAUUUUGACUAGUGAAAGGAUAUUCUUGAUGGAGAAUACAUCAUAAUUAAAGGCAGGUGUGAAAGCUGGGGAAGCCUCCUUUUUUUGGGUAGUGAUGAUAUUUAAAAAGUUAGCAGGUGCCAUGAACUGGGCACAGGGCAAUGGAGCAACUGGAGUAGCACAUGGAUUGGAUGCCAAUCCUGCCUUUGGUUACAUCCAGUAGCCCAUUUGACCUGAGUGUAGAACAAACGCAGUUCAAAUUUACUAAGAGCCUAUAAUUUCUCAGGCACUGUUCUAUAUGCUGUUCAUGAGUAAGCUCAUUUAGUUUGCAUGAAAUUCCAUGAAACACAGACAGUAAGUAUAUUUAUUUCUUAAGGACAAGAAAACUGGAACACAUAAAGGCCAAAAAUUUACUUACGUGACAGGGCUCAGAUUGCAACACUGGCCUAGUCCCUGAGGAUUUUAACCACUACUCAAAAUUGCCCCCCAUGGGCUUGAUGUUGGAGAUCUGGCCCAUAAAGGAAUUAACACCUUCCAAGUGAGCACGGUGGGCAUCACUCCACCUGGUUCUCAUAUCAGCUCUGAGAGGUGAGUAUAGUCAUUUUGCAAGGUAAGAAGACUGAGGCUUAGAGACUGAGUUGCCCAAGACCAUAUUACUAACACAGAAGACAGCUAGGGUUUGAACACAGGGCUGUGUUACCUCAGGACACACCCAGCUGACCAUAGGGUAUUCUGGUUUUUGAACCACAAACAAAGGCCAGGAGAAGUCAUUGAUGAUUUUAGAGCACAGUUGAGCUUUGCAAAGUGCUGAUCAGAAAGGAGAAACUUGAGAGGAGAAUGACAAGCAGGAAAACUAUUACAAUAUUUUAAGAAAGAAGUAAUAAGGAAUGGGGUGUCUGUUAGUAAUGACUGGUUAAAUAAGUAAAGCCAUAGAAUGGAAUAAAUGGGAACCAAUUUGAAUCAACCUGUGCUAACACUGCUAGGAUAUAAUUUCGAAUUGAAAAGCAAGAUUUAUAAAAGCAUGAUAGAUUUCUCCCACAUGUGAAAUUAAAAAGGGAGAGCGCACACGCGUACACACACACACACGUGAUGCCUAUAAAUGCACUUAAUUCUCUGGAAUGAUUUACGUAUACAUAAAUAUUGACAAUGAUUAAGUGUAGGGGGACAAACCUUGAAUUUAGAGAUUAGGGAGCAGAUUUAUUUUUAACUGUAUAUUAUACACAUACAUGAUUUUCCAAUAAAAUGAUUCAAUUAAACAAAAAAUUGAUGACAGCAUGAACUAAGGCAGUGACAGUGAAUCUAAAGAGGAGAGAUUAGAGAAGCAGGCGUUAAGGGUUGAGGAGAGGUGCUGGAGAAUGCAGAGGGCACAGGGGGGAUGGUGGUGUUCUCAGCCCCUCUUUGUCCUGUCCUUGUCUGCCCAGGGCCCAGGGAGGGAGGGCUCAGGCUGGAGGAGACAGGCUCUGGCCUGCCAACUGUGAAGAAGGAACAUGGGCAGCUCUGUAGUUCAGCCUCAUGCCCACGUCUUGCUUCCUUUCUCUUGGUUAUGGCUUUAACAUCAGAAAAACCUACUCUGCUGGAUGUCCCGUCCCCAUCUAGUCCCUUAUCUGAGUCCAUCUGCUUGGAGGGGGACACAGUUUUUAAAAGCAGAAUUUGAUGUGGUGGGCAGAGUUAGGGAUUUUCCUAAUAGUCUAGCGACCCGGAGUUCAAGGUGGUGAUUUAGACGCUGUGAGAUGGCAGUGGGGUGUAGAGCAGGCAUCUGAGAUCUCUACACUACCCUCCAGCAGGACAGCUGCAGGUUCACACGCUCUGUGCUGUGGCAUUUUGCUUGAAUACAGCAUCUUUUUUAAAAAAAAUUGGAAGACCACUGCCUCAGUGAUGCUUUGAUAAUAGUCUCAUCUGUUUUAAUGGAGAAAAUACCUCCAUCCUCAUCCCAGGUCACAGUCAAGUGAAAACAGCCAUGCCGUCACUACAAACCCCAGAGCACAGCUGCUUCUUGUAGCUCUGAUGCCUACUUCUGAGAGUCCAUCUUGGCAGCAGCUUUUGUUCCGAAACCACUGCUGUUUAGCACGUUUCUUCUCAAGUCUUGAUGGGCAUAUGAUACACUUAUUUUCUUAAAAUGAAAAUUUAGAUCCAGUAUCCUGGGCCAGUUCCCAAGAAUCUAUAUUUUCUUUCUUUCCUAAAGAUUUAUUUAUUUACUGGAAAGGCAGAGAGAGAAUGGAAAGAGAGAGAGAAAGAGAGAGAGAGAAUCUUCUGUCCACUAGCUCACUCCCCACAAAAGACCACAGUAAAAAGACCACAGUAGCCAGGUCUGGGCCAGGCCAAAGCCAGGAACUGGGAAGUUCAUCCUGGUCUCCUACAUGGGUGGCAGGGGCCCAAGCAUUUGGGCAUCUUCUGCUGCCUUCAAAGGUACAUUAGCAGGAACCUGGGUUGAAAUCAAAACAGGCAGAACCAGCAUUGUAAGCAGUGACUUAACCCACUGCACUGCAACACAAACCCCAAGAUUCUGUAUUUCUAACAGGUUGUGAUACUCCUGCUGCUGGUCAGGUAACAUUUUGUGUAGCAAGGCUUGGGAGCUUCCAUUUGGACCAGAAAUCCCACAACCUGUGUUGAUGGUGAUAUUACCUAGUUUGUCGUCUGAGGCCUCAGCUUGGUUGGGAGAUAGAAAUUACAUUUUAGAUAUAUGAGGCUAGUUAGAAUAUAUUAUUAAAAUGCAUUUCUGCUUCACAUACUGUGAUGACAAGAACACUGACAUUCUGCAGGUGGCUCCCACAGCAUUUCUGUUGAAUCAUGCUGCUCUAGAUGGUUUUCACCCACUCUCUUGCUGCACUUUCAUCAAGAACCACUUCAAACACAAACUGUCCUGGAUCUCGGGCCCCACAGCCUGAGGGAACAGACAAGGAGCGCAACCUGAACACACAUCCCAGGAACAAACUGGCAGGAGAUGCUGAGAGGGUUGCUGUCUGUGCACGUGCAGUUGGGCUGAUUUUCACACUGCUUUUCCGGGAGCUAUUGAGGCAUGAUCCCACUUGGGAUUCAACGGCUUCCUUCUGCAGGGGCGUCUGCACAUGUGUCACGCUGCUUCCAGCACCCUCCUCUGAGCAGGCCAGGCUGAUUCUGCAGAGCCUCCGUGUGCUUGAGACCCCUACCUCUGGGAGGAGAAAGGUAUAGCUCACGUGGAGUCAGGUCUGCCUACUUCAUCCACUGCAAACAUAUUCAUGAAGUUUAUAUGGACAGAGUGGGGAAAGUGGCCCAGGAGUCACAGGCAUUCUGGAGUGCACCUGGCCUUCCCCUCAUUACCUGUGAAAUCUCAGAUGCAUCACUUUACCUCUGUGGGCCAUGAAGCUCAGUGGGAAAUGAAGAGAAUCAAUGAAAACAGAAAGAAAUGGCCGGUGCCACAGCUCACUAGGCUAAUUCCUCCACCUGUGGCGCUGGUACCCCGGGUUCUUGACCUGGUUGAGGCGCCAGAUUCUGUCCCAGUUGCUCCUCUUCCAGUCCAGCUCUCUGCUGUGGCUCAGGAGUGCAGUGGAGGAUGGCCCAGGUCCUUGGGCCCUGCACCCACAUGGGAGACCAGGAGGAAGCACCUGGCUCCUGGCUUCGGAUCAGCACAGCACGCCGGCAGAAAUGUGCCAGCUGUAGCAGCCACUUGGGGGGUGAACCAACGGAAAAAGGAAGACCUUUCUCUCUGUCUCUCUCUCUCUCACUGUCUAACUCUUCCUGUCAAAAAAAAAAAAAAAAAAAAAAAGAAA
Messenger RNA from Oryctolagus cuniculus (rabbit), 8978 nucleotides. RefSeq names its product CD244 molecule (gene CD244). Gene Ontology annotation, molecular function: MHC class I protein binding. Gene Ontology annotation, cellular component: membrane; external side of plasma membrane. The record is from RefSeq and is a predicted model, not a curated record. Lineage: Eukaryota; Metazoa; Chordata; Mammalia; Lagomorpha; Leporidae. Gene Ontology annotation, biological process: natural killer cell activation involved in immune response.